AGCUAUAACUAGAGUUAACUAUGAGAUUGCUAUGUGUCACAUUAUUGUGUGUAUCAAUACAUCCUGAGAUCAUGCACAGGGCAGGGAAUGAAUCCUCUGAGAUCUUUGAGAUAGCCGAUGAAGAAAUAAUGCUUAGGAAAAAGUUCUCACCUUGGAGAAAACGCUCGAGCAUAGCUGAGCAAAAAUGUACAAAGACAAGUGAGGGAGGUGUUCGGUAUCACAAACUGACGUUGAAGGAAUUCUUCUCUACGAUCGAAGAAGCAGUGGCUUGCAUCAGGUAUUCAACGUUUGAGAGGGACAUUGUUUGCAAAAGAUGGCCACCCAAUAACACCCUCAACGCUAUAAUGCUAGUGAUGAUGCAAACUUCAUAUGGAAUUGAAAAUUCUUGUUCCGAUGUUGAUACGUAUGAAUCUGCCAAGUGGAUUAUAUCUACUGAUUCCCUGAACAGCUUAAGUGACACUGGAAUAUUGUUUGAAAAUGUUCUUUUGGAUGCGGAUAUAACCAUAAUACUUGAAAAGUAUCACACAGAUAGUUUUACUAGUUUCUUUACAAACAGUGGAUGUCUACACGUUUACUUAUAUUUGGAGACUUCCCGAUUAAGUUUGUACAAAAACACAACAAUAGAAUCUGUCUGCGAAAUUGAAGAUUAUGUCUAUGUCCUAUUGAAUGAUAGAAAUUGCUCUGCAAAUAUUCAAUUCGAGUCAAAAUGUUCAAUGUCGUGCUUAACAUUGCUUUCUUUGACACUUGGGAAAUACAUUGAGGAAGAGGGAUAUUAUUUGAAAACAUUGUACGGAUUUUGGGUCAUACCUCUUGAGAAAAAUUGCUCAAAUAUCACAUUGAUGUCAACGGAUCUCUUCGAUAUAGUUUGGUUUAGCGACAAUUCUUCCAGUUUUCUCUGGUUUGAGUUUCUCUUGAAUUCAAUGUCUUGUGAAUAUGCUAUACGAACCAUUCUAACUUUGGAUGCCUGCGUUAACAAUACCGAAUUGACCUUUUCAUCACAUAUAUUGUUCCCAGAGAGAACGUAUUUUGCAACUGUUUAUUCCUGUGGAAUGUUAAAAACAGAAGGGAAUGAGUCCUAUAUGUACUUGUGUCCAGUUUUCCUAUUAAUGAACGAUAGUUCUGAAACCAUCAGCCAAUACUGUGUUUCUGAAAAUAAAUUCUUUUAUCGAUCUAGGAUGACGAUCGCAUGUCCAGCGACCAUCAGCUUCGGUGAAAUUAUUUUUCUCCAUAAUUGUUCAAGUAAUAUUACAAUGACGUCAAAUAUCAAAUAUAAUUCAUCCAUAUCCAAAGGAGCAUCAAAGGAUUGUUCAUUUUGGUACAAUAUUCACCAUAAAUACAUGAUUAUAUCAGAUUAUUUAAACAGAGAUGAAGGGCUUCAAUUAGUUUACCAAAUACUAAAGACUCCCUCAUGCAACUCUAUGAUUAGCGUAGAGGUAUUACAUAUGGAUUGUAUUAAAAGUAUCAGAGAUGAUGAAAGAUGCAUUGAUUUUUUUGUCCUUGUAGUCAGUAAUUAUUCGUCAUUCGAAGACAUUAUUUUCUGUGGAAAGCUUUCAAUCAAUAAUACAUUGGAUUUUACAGUAACCUUGAUGAUUCAAAAUGUUCAUAUAAAUGAAAGUUGGCAUAUCCAUUCGGAAAAACGUAGUGAUACAGACUGGACUGGAUUUUCUGAUUUUUUAAGUGGAUUAAGUGAAAAUGGCAAAUGUUUUAAAACUACUUCAAAAGUAAAUUACUUUGAUAAGUUGACGACCUUCCAAAACACUUGUAUAAUUAAAAACAAAUUAAACAGUUAUUUCAAUGUCUUUCAAGAGAAUGAAAGUUUGCGUCAAUCUUGCAAGUUUAAUAAGUUCGUGAAUAAAGCAAACAACCUAGCAUUCAAACCAGGAGAACAUUUCUGUGUUGAUAUUACAACAAAGAAAAGAUAA
Molecule: messenger RNA, 1922 nt
Organism: Saccostrea echinata
Lineage: Eukaryota; Metazoa; Mollusca; Bivalvia; Ostreida; Ostreidae
Exons: 8
Coding region: 21-1922 (633 amino acids)
Source: RefSeq, a predicted model, not a curated record